This is a messenger RNA of Porites evermanni, 3154 nucleotides long. Lineage: Eukaryota; Metazoa; Cnidaria; Anthozoa; Scleractinia; Poritidae. The record is from the annotation of a GenBank genome assembly.
AUGAAAGGCAUGGAAUUUUUAAGCGAACAAAAAGAGGCAGUGAAUCCAAAGGAAGCGAAGAUUUUCUCUCUGGAGGAAGUGUCAUUUCAUGCUGACCAAAACUCCUGCUGGAUCGUAAUAAAAGAUGGAGUUUACGAUGUGACUGACUUUGUUGGGGAGGUAAGAAAUGUUUAGAAAUUCUACGAAUAGCUGCUACAUCCUGCUGUUACACAAGACGAUUCGCGACAACCAUUUUUAGCCCAACAAUGUUGCGUUAAAAGUUGAUACUGUGGAGCAUAGGUGCACAGACUCGCCCCGGAUUACGGAAUCCGAGAAAGUUUUGCUUCAACUGGGAUCCGGAAUCCAUCACACUUUUGCUGCGAAAUUGAGAAUCCUGGGCUCUGGAGUUCGGAAUACAGCUCAAGGAAUCUGGAAUUCCACUAACGAUUGGAAUUCGAAAUCCAAGUUCCACUUAACAAAUCCGGAAUACGUAAUCCACGGCGUGGAAUUCAGAAUCCAAAACUGUCUUGGAUUCCUUUACAUUGCGCGAAGAGACGAUUUUCUGUACAAUUUUUGCGUUGCUAGUUUUUAAAGUUUUUGAACACGCUUCAAGUAAGUUGAAACACCAAAUCACGAAUUCUGCUCAAGUGUAUCCGAGUAACAUACCCGUCAUCAAUUUUGUGCACAACGCCUUUUUGGAACCUCAUUUGUUUCGUUAAUUGCACUCAAACUGAUCGUCCCGCGUAGAGCGUCUGAUGCCAAAUUAACGUCUUUUUCGUGUGUAUGUUUUGCUCUAAAAAUCGUCGUUGCGGAUCUUUUAAUUUCGUGUAACAUUUACCUUUAGUUUGCAUGGCUGGCAGUGGUUCGUGUGGUUAAUGUCGUGUAACAGCAAUUUUCAUCAUCAGGCUAACAAAAUACAGUUGCACUUGUCUACAGCGGCCACCUUGGGAUAGAUGAAAGUGGCCAUUGUAGAGAGGUGGUCGUUGUACACAGUAACUUUCAUAGAGUUAUAAAAACUCCUCUAGUGGGGUUAAUUCAACUCCUCACAGUUCACAGUGGAGUUAUUUUUGGGGGGAGUUAUUUUAAGUCCAAAAAGGAGUUUAAAGAGCUCUUUUUCAGGAGUAAAAAUCACCCCACAUAUUGAGAAGUUAAAAUAACCCCAAAAAAGGAGUUAUCCUGUACCUAAAAGUUUUACUCCACUUUCAGAGUCAAAGUAACUCCAAAAAGAGUAAAAACAGCCUAUGUAAGGAGUACAAUAACCCCAUUUUCGGAGUUAUUUUAGCUUAUUUUAACUCCAGACUGGGAGUUAAAAGAACUCUUUUUCGGGAGUAAAAAUGACCCCAAAUUUGGAGUUAAAUUAGGAGUUAAAGUAACCCCCAAAAAAGGGUUAUCCUGUACCUAAAAUUUUUACUCCAUUUUUGGAAUUAUAAUAACUCCCUGAAAAUGUCUGUGUAGAGAGGUUGAAACAAGAGUGAAUGUAUAGACUUUCUGCCCAAAAAAAAAAAAAAAGGCCGACAAAAAAAAAAAAAAAAGGCCGUUGUGGAGAGGUGGCCGUUAGUGGAGGUUCGACUGCAUUUGAAUUUUGAAGUGCUUUGAACUCAAGACUUCAGCCUCAUCUUCUAGGAGGGAGGUUGUCAAGCCUUCUAAGGCUUGAAAGUCGUUCUUUUUUUAUUUUUCGGGGCUUUAGCAGUCCCCUGGCUGGUAUCUGGUCCUUCUUCGUAGCACUCUUUCGUUUUAAAAAAAGUGAUGUUGUGAGAAUAGCUCAGCAUUUUAGUAUCUCUAUUUCAGCAUCCUGGUGGCAGAGAGAUCAUGCUAGAACACGCAGGUGAGUAAGUCACUAGUUCUCACACGAAGGAUUGUUUCUCUUUAUAAAAUAACUAAGAUAAUACGCGCGUUCUGACUGGUUACAAACCUAUGGUUUAUUGUGCCAGUAAACUCAUAGAAAACUUAAAGUUAUUUUAUAAAAGCAAUUAACCACACCCCGCGUGGUUUAUCACGCCGGUAAACUCACAGAAAAUGUGGUCUAUUGCUUAAAAAACGUUACAUUGGAAACUUUUACGUUGUAGUUGUGCAGUAACGGCGAUGAAAUGGACAAAAAGGGUCAUGUUCGUGCGGGGUUGUUAUUAAACUUAUUUUUUUGUGGCUUUUUUGCCUUCCCCGUUGCCCUGGCCGUUGUGGUUGCUCGCACGGUACUUAAACUCCCGAACGUCUGCAUUGGAGAACAGAGAGAUGCAGAACAGAGAGAUGCGAUACAUCCGGGAACUUUGCGUCCGAUUUCAUUCUUUCUUAGAAGAAAACCUGAACUACUCCUACCACACGAAGGGGGCCGCCUUCAAGUUAAGUCAAGUUAGUAUAGGUAAUAGCAUAAUUUGUAGUGAUAUUUGACAUAAAUACCACGAGUGAUACUUACCGUUAGGCGAGUGAAAUUUGAGACAAUUUUGAAAUAUCACGAGUGGUAUUUUUGCCAAAUAUCACGUACAAAUCAUACUAUUAUUUGUUUACACUACUACCCGCAAAAGGUUGGUAAUUUUCACAUAUAGGUAUUUCAAAUUAAGCUGAAAUCCCACUGCUCUAAGCCAAUCAAAUUGCAGAAAUUUCUGAUGUAGUAGUAUAAAGUAAGGAAAGCAAAAGUGUCGAGUUGGCAAUUUCUCUGCGGAUCUCUUCAAAGGGUCACUAGGCCUAACUUCAGUUAUUUUCCUUUUUUUUUUCGGGGACGAAUGACCGCAUGGUCGCAGAUUAAACUUGUUCACUUUGCACGUGAUCCAUUUUCUCCUCCUGUUUUAAUUUUAGUGUUCGUUGAGUUAAACCUUAACUAAUUUCUCAGUGGACAUAACUUUUCUCAAGGUUUAGAUGCGACCACGGUGUUCCAAGACAUCGGUCACUCAGCAGAAGCCUUAAAGAUUCUCGCAAAGUACUAUAUUGGCGAGCUGAGAGAGGUGAGACGCUGAAAGAUUUGCGCUUUCCCUUUGUUGUCGUCGAUUCAGGCAUCCAAAUGUACCACCACCGCCCCUUAAAUUAAAGCCUGCAAAAACAGCCUUUCCUCCUCGGUCCUCGUCGUUAAGGACGUUUCCCGCGAAAGGUCCCUAACGACGAAGAGCUAGGAGAGACGGCUUAAUAACCUGACUUACUUUCUUUACAGGAAGACAGAAUCUAUGACCGGAAGCCCAAACAUUAA